GCCGCCGCCAUGCCAUCCAGACUGAGGAAGACCCGGAAACUCCGGGGCCACGAGAGCCAUGGCCACGGUUGCAUCGGUAAACACUGAAAGCAUCCAUGAGGCCUGGGGAAUGCUGGAGGCAUGCAUCACCACAGGAUCAACUCCGACAAACACCACCCAGGUUACUUUGGUAAAGUUGGCAUGAGGCAUUACCACUUAAAGAGGAGCCAGAGCUUCUGCCCGAUUGUCAACCUGGGUAAGCUGUGGACACUGGUCAGUGAGCAGUCAGGGGUCAACGCUGCCAAUAACAAGACCCAAGAUGCUCGCAUCAUCGAUGUUGUACAAUUCAGCCGCUACAAAGUUCUGGGGAAGGGAAAGUUCCCUAAGCAGUCUGUCAUCAUGAAAGCCAAAUUUUUCAGCAGAAGAGCUGAAGAGAAGAUAAAUGGUGUUGGAGGUGCCUGUGUCCUGGUGGCUUGAACCACCC
Messenger RNA from Mesocricetus auratus (golden hamster), 463 nucleotides. RefSeq names its product 60S ribosomal protein L27a-like. Gene Ontology annotation, biological process: translation. The record is from RefSeq and is a predicted model, not a curated record. Lineage: Eukaryota; Metazoa; Chordata; Mammalia; Rodentia; Cricetidae. Gene Ontology annotation, cellular component: cytosolic large ribosomal subunit. The transcript has a single exon. Gene Ontology annotation, molecular function: structural constituent of ribosome.